Alternaria arborescens is the source of this 402-nucleotide messenger RNA. RefSeq lists its product as hypothetical. Bases 1 to 402 code for a protein of 133 amino acids. NCBI's taxonomy places the organism in Eukaryota, Fungi, Ascomycota, Dothideomycetes, Pleosporales, Pleosporaceae. The transcript is spliced from 2 exons. The record is from RefSeq and is a predicted model, not a curated record.
AUGUCGCAGCUCCAGUACUUCGACUACCCUGGCUUCGGCGAGCGAUCCAAGCGGGAUCUCAAUUACAGCCAGGCAGUUCGCAUCGACAAUCGUAUCGAGGUAUCCGGCCAAGGUGGUUGGGACCGUACGACGGAGGAAUAUCCCGAUGAUCUUUCAAAAGAGGUUGACCAGGCGUUUGAUAACGUCGAACAUGCUAUUUGCCAGGCUGGUGGAACGGGUUGGGACCAGGUGUAUAAGACGCGAAUCUACAUUACUGUGCCCCUCGAUGACAUCGCGGAGCCGAUCAUCCGCAACAUGAAGGAACGAUGCAAGAAACACGGGCCUCUUAUGACAGUUGUGCAGGUUGUAGCUUUGUACAAGACGAUGAAGAUUGAGAUAGAAGCAGAGGCGCACUUAGGCUGA